UUUGGAGGAGGCCACGAUGAUCAUCACGGAGGUGGAGGAGGCGGCGGCUUUGGAGGAGGCGGUGGUUUUGGAGGCGGUCAUGACCAUGGAGCUGGUGGGGGCGGAUACGGAGGAGGCGGUGGCUUUGGAGGAGGCGGCGGACUCGGAGGUGGCCAUGAUGAUCACGGUAUUGGAGGAGGUGGAUAUGGAGGCGGUGGUGGAGGAGGAUAUGGAGGAGGAGGCGGCGGAUUUGGAGGUCACGACGAUCACCAUGGAGGUGGAGGCGGUGGAUACGGAGGCGGUGGUGGAGGAUAUGGAGGAGGCGGAGGCCACGGAGGUGGUGGAGGAGGAGGCGGACAUGGAGGAGGUUGGGAUCGGAAAUAGCUCUACCUCUAAACAAGUUCUUUCAAGUCGUGUCAGUAUUAAUAUAAAUAAUUUGAACACUCUAAGCGCAUACUGGAAAAUUUAUAAUUUGGACUGUCUACUAAAACAUUGUUUGAGUGUAUAUUUUUGGUUUUGCGUAUGUAUUUUCAGGUUUAAUUCUUCAUAUUUAUAAGUGGUUCGCCUUAAAGUUGUUCAGAUAUCCCAAAAACACCACACUAAAUGCUCUCUAAAAUAAUCAAAUUAAAGUUGCUUAGGUCAGAACUACACUUAAUGCCGCUGUAGCUCAUUGUGAUUGUAUAUUAUACCAUCUUUUUGUAAAUAUUAGGUUGCGAAUGUGUCCGUUGUUAUUACUUAUAUCUGUAAAUAUUACGUUUAAGGAUGUUAAUUAUGUUAAAUAAAAUUAUUAUAUUUUUUAUACGAA
Messenger RNA from Dendroctonus ponderosae (mountain pine beetle), 784 nucleotides. RefSeq lists its product as uncharacterized. The coding region runs from base 17 to 535 and encodes 172 amino acids. Lineage: Eukaryota; Metazoa; Arthropoda; Insecta; Coleoptera; Curculionidae. The record is from RefSeq and is a predicted model, not a curated record. The transcript has 3 exons.